AUGAGCAGAGAGGUGUUGCUGACGUGGCUUCUCCCCGUGUGUGUGUCCCCAGCCCCCCCCACGGUGAGGAUCGUGCACUCGGGGCUGGCCUGUAACAUCGAGGAGGAGCGAUACUCCGAGAGGGUCUACACCAUCCGCGAGGGAGAGACCCUGGAGCUCACCUGCCUGGUCACCGGCCACCCCCGGCCACAGAUCAGGUGGACGAAAACAGCGGGAAGUGCCUCGGACAGAUUCCAGGACUCGAGCGUGUUCAACGAGACCCUUCGGAUCUCCAACAUCCAGAGGCACCAGGGGGGACGUUACUACUGCAAGGCCGAGAACGGCCUCGGCUCUCCCGCCAUCAAAUCCAUCCGGGUGGACGUCUACUAUUUGGAUGAUCCCAUAGUGACAGUCCACCAGAGCAUUGGGGAGGCCAAGGAGCAGUUUUACUAUGAGAAGACCGUGUUCCUCAGGUGCGUGGCCAACUCCAACCCGCCGGUGCGGUACAGCUGGCGCCGCGGGCAGGAGGUGCUGCUGCAGGGCUCCGACAAGGGAGUGGAGAUCUACGAGCCCUUCUUUACCCAGGGAGAAACCAAGAUCCUGAAGCUGAAGAACCUUCGCCCUCAGGACUACGCCAACUACAGCUGCAUCGCGUCCGUCCGGAAUGUCUGCAGCAUCCCGGACAAGAUGGUCUCCUUCCGCCUCUCCAACAAGACAGCCCCGCCUUCCAUCAAGCUCCUGGUGGACGACCCCAUCGUGGUGAACCCUGGCGAGGCCAUCACCCUGGUGUGCGUGACCACGGGGGGGGAGCCGGGGCCCAGCCUCACCUGGGUCAGGAGUUCGGGGGCGCUGCCCGACAAGACGGUGCUCAACGGGGGCACCCUGACCAUCCCCGCCAUCGGCGCCGACGACGCCGGCACCUACAGCUGCAUCGCCAACAACAACGUCGGCAACCCCGCCAAGAAGUCCACCAACAUCAUCGUCAGAGCCUUAAAAAAGGGACGCUUUUGGAUCACCCCCGACCCCUACCACAAGGAUGACAACAUCCAGAUCGGGCGGGAGGUGAAGAUCUCGUGCCAGGUGGAGGCCAUCCCGCCCGAGGAGCUGACCUUCAGCUGGUUCAAGAACGGGCGGCCCCUGCGGAGCUCGGAGAGGAUGGUGAUCACCCAGACCGACCCCGACGUGUCCCCCGGCACCACCAACCUGGACAUCAUCGACCUCAAGUUCACCGACUUCGGCACCUACACGUGCGUGGCCUCGCUCAAGGGAGGGGGAAUCUCCGACAUCAGCAUCGACGUCAACAUCUCCAGCAGCACCGUGCCACCCAACCUGACCGUCCCCCAGGAGAAGUCCCCGCUGGUGACACGGGAGGGGGACACCAUCGAGCUGCAGUGCCAGGUGACGGGCAAGCCCAAGCCCAUCAUCCUGUGGUCCCGGGCCGACAAGGAGGUGGCGAUGCCGGACGGGGCGAUGCAGACCGAGAGCUACGACGGGAUCCUGAGGAUCGUCAACGUGUCCCGGGAGAUGACGGGGACAUACCGGUGCCAGACCAGCCAGUACAACGGGUUCAACGUGAAACCCAGAGAGGCUUUGGUGCAGCUCAUUGUACAGUACCCCCCGGCCGUGGAGCCGACGUUCCUGGAGAUCCGGCAGGGCCAGGGCCGGAGCGUCACCAUGAGCUGCCGGGUGCUGAGGGCCUAUCCCACCCGGGUGCUGACCUACGAGUGGCGCCUGGGCACGAAGCUGCUGCGCACGGGGCAGUUCGACGUGCAGGACUCCACGGAUUACACCGUGGGCAGCCUGGCCAGGGACACCUAUGGCCUCUACAACUGCAACAUCAUCAACGAGGCGGGCGCCGGGCGCUGCAGCUUCCUCGUCACAGGAGGGCUGGAGCCACGGCAGGGCCGGGGGAACGUCGGCGACGAGCGACGGGACGAGGGCAAACGGCCUCGAGUCGCUCCAGGAGAGUGUUGUGUCUUCUCCCCCCUCUGCUCCACAGCCUGCAAGUGCAACGGCCACGCGUCCGUCUGCAACACCAACACCGGCAAGUGCUUCUGCACCACCAAGGGGAUAAAAGGAGAUGAGUGUCAGCUGUGUGAAGUCGAAAACAGAUAUCAGGGAAAUCCUCUCAAAGGAACGUGUUACUACACUCUCCUCAUCGACUAUCAGUUCACCUUCAGCCUGUCCCAGGAGGACGAUCGUUACUACACCGCAAUCAACUUUGUGGCCACGCCUGAAGAGCAAAACAGAGACCUGGACAUGUUCAUCAAUGCAUCCAAAAACUUCAACCUCAACAUCACUUGGUCCACAAGUUUUGCAGCUGGCACACAGGCAGGGGAGGAAAUUCCAGUUGUUUCCAGAACCAAUAUAAAAGAGUACAAGGACAGUUUCUCCAACGAGAAGUUUGAUUUCCGCAACAACCCCAACAUCACCUUCUUUGUUUACGUCAGCAACUUCACCUGGCCCAUAAAAAUCCAGAUUGCAUUCUCACAGCACAGCAACUUUAUGGACCUGGUGCAGUUCUUUGUGACAUUUUUCAGUUGUUUCCUGUCCUUGCUCCUGGUGGCAGCUGUGGUUUGGAAGAUUAAGCAGAGCUGUUGGGCAUCACGACGGAGAGAGGUUGGAAUUCCAAAUGCUGCUCCUUUAAUGCCAUUGUUAUAGUUGUUCUCUCUUACAUUUAUCCACAUGUGCAUCCCAUUAACCUUCAGCUAAGGCAGAGCUCCACUAAUCUAUAACUGCUGCUCUUUGGGGGCUUUGGUGUAUUUUUGAUUGUGGUUUCAGUGACAAAUGGGGUUAUUUCGGUGUCCUGACGCUGCAGUUUCUGUGAAGCUCCGAAAAAAAAAUUAGGGGUGAACGUCCUGAAUUCCCACAACUCGUGUUUCUAGACAGCAUAAAUACAAACCCACAUAAAUCAGGAGAUUCUUUACGUCUGUUUC
Messenger RNA from Pipra filicauda (Wire-tailed manakin), 2915 nucleotides. Its product is annotated as MAM domain-containing glycosylphosphatidylinositol anchor protein 2-like. Gene Ontology annotation, biological process: homophilic cell-cell adhesion. The transcript is spliced from 17 exons. Bases 1 to 2640 code for a protein of 879 amino acids. Lineage: Eukaryota; Metazoa; Chordata; Aves; Passeriformes; Pipridae. The record is from RefSeq and is a predicted model, not a curated record. Gene Ontology annotation, cellular component: plasma membrane.